Halichondria panicea is the source of this 3112-nucleotide messenger RNA. RefSeq lists its product as uncharacterized. The coding region runs from base 1288 to 2961 and encodes 557 amino acids. The record is from RefSeq and is a predicted model, not a curated record. Lineage: Eukaryota; Metazoa; Porifera; Demospongiae; Suberitida; Halichondriidae. Gene Ontology annotation, molecular function: calcium ion binding. The transcript has 2 exons.
CAUGCAUUGUGUUCUGUUUGCAAUGUAUUGCAAACAGAAGUACAUGUACAUGCUCAUAUAUGGACUAUAAUUUCUAGUAUAUAUAUGUACCAGUAAUUGUGCUAAAACAUGUAGUUUGUUGCUGAGCAACAUAAGUAAAGCCAAAGGAAUGGGGUGGGCAGUGUCAGUGGGGUGGGUCAAUUGAAAGGUAUUACCCAAUAAUUAGCCUCGAGACCAGGCCGAAUAAAACACAACCUGGUCUCUAUUGCAUGGGUGAUAGUGCACAUGCGCAAACCGAGUCCCCUAGAAUCUGGAUAACUACAGUAAACCUUUGUAAAAUUAUACCGUAAACUAGUUUGUUUACUAGUAUUAAUUUUAACAAAUACUUGUCUCCUGUGAAGCUGUGGCUUAUGCUCUCUAUUGCGUUGUCGAGAAGGCUUGCUAGCUAGCUGUGACCCUCUAUGGUGUUGUCGAGAAGGCUUGCACACUAAUCUGAAGCCAGAAGAAGCUCUCAUUUGUACAGAAACUAUGCAAGUUCACGACCAUCCAACCAUCAUAGAGGUAGAUGAGAGCCUCUUCUGGUUUCAGACUAGUGUGCAAGCCUUCUCGACAACACCAUAUAGAGGGCCAUAGCUAGCUAGCUAGGAUAUAAAGCUUCAUAUAACAUAGUAGACAGUACAUGGGCCACGCCUAUGAUUAAUUACACAUGCAAUAGAUACCAGGCCGUAUUUUAAUCGGCCUGGAUUGGAGGCCACCCAACAAUAAGACAGAAUGGCACUCUAUUAACACAUUUUUUGUGUGACCACAAGAUAAACAAAUUACCAAAUUAAUGGGCACUCUUAUAACAACAACACCUCUUAAUUACACAGACCGCUAGCUCACUGACAUUUGACGACCACUCUCUGGGACAAAAACCCUAGAUGCAUUUGAACAACCGCGUGUAAGAAGCAAGGACUACACAACACCAUCAAACCUUACAAGUACCGCAAAGCCAAACCCGAGGGAAGGCCUUCUCAAGAAACUGGCUAAACAAAUUAUUGUUGAUAAUUUUUUAUUGAGACUAAUUAAAGUAAAAAUUAGGUACAAUGCAUGAGACUUGGAGACUAGACUGAUAGGCAAAAUUUUGAGCAUAAUUGGGCAAGCCCCCCCCCCCCCCAAUCUCAGUCAAAAACCAACAACACAUUUUUGUGACCACAAGAAAAACAUACCAAACACAUCUCAAUUACACAGAUAACGUAGGAGCACCGUAACGAGUCUUCUUAGAUAGGAACGUGAAACAAGUGCCUUGCGUACAUUUCUGCUGCUGUAAUGUAUCAAGAGAAGCUGGAUCGUAUGAAGGCUGUCAUUAUAGAUAAAGGAAACACACUUAAGCACCUUGACUGCUUUGUACUGGACAAUUCCAUAAGAGAGAGCACUGUAGGCCAAUUGCGCGGUCACACCAUCGAUAACAAAUGGAAAAUCUACAAUGAAGUGAAGAAAUGCGGCUUUAAGAACAUCAUAGUCGCAGCUUUCUCGCAUAUGACACGAGUUGAUGACACUUUCAUCAAAGAGCUGAUGGAAAAUGGUGAAGAUCCGAGUACACUCUAUGCAUUUUCUGAAGUCACAGCAGGCAUUUCGAAAGGAGUGAUCGACAGAGAAACCAUUCCAGUUGGUCUGGUUAGGAUGAAAGAAUAUGGGCUAAUAAACCCAAUCAUUGAGUUCGAUCUUGCCGACAAAUCUGUGGAUUGGGAGUUCUGUUCAGUGCAAGAUAUUUGUGAGCUGAUCAUGAAAUGGAUGGAUUGGUCUCGUACUAACCUUUCAAAAGAUUCCAAAACGUUCGUCAACUUCAGGGAUUUUCCGAUGGCAAUGACUCAAGUGCCAGAACGUGUACUCGCUGCAGUUGACUACUUUGCAUCUCUGCCACAGGAGAAACGAUUGCUGGGUAUCAUUUUCGAGGAACCUACUGGAAACUACUUACCAAAAGAAGUUGGGGUAUGGACGACAGUUGUGCGCGAAGUAAUGAAUGACAGAAAGUGGAGUGACGGGAAUUUGCUGGUUCACGUGCACAAAAAGUGGGGACUGGCUGAGGCUGUACAACUGGAGUGCUUAUGCAGUGGAGCUAAUGGUAUUUGGGCCAGUCUAGCUGAAGAGGGAGCAGCCAUGGGCCACGCUUGCUCAUCUAUCACUCUGAUGAAUCUAAUUCGAAUGGGGAACAAGAAAGUACUUGAGCUAUAUAACUGCACCCAUCUGCGAAAAGCUGCAAUAACUGUUACUAAUAUCACUACCGGUGAUGACCCUCACUCCAAGCAGGUGGUGUACGGGGAGAGAGCUUUAGAUAUUAGUUUUGAUUUUGGUGGUAUUGCUGGGGGCCGUGUGGGAAAAGGUGAAUUCGAUAUUGCAGAAUUCUUUGGUGAGAAGCCACCGGUUAGGAUCAGCACACUUGCUUCAACUGCCAUGAUUAUCACUCGGCUCAAAGAUCUGUUUGGAAGCAAUCCACAAUUCAACCAGCAGAUAGCUGAAAAGAUGAAAGAAGUUAUGCAGGAAGAUCUCCAUAGCAACAGAAAGGAAGAGUACAUGAGUGAAGCAGGCCUGGGUGUGUUGUUUGAUCGAUCUGGAGGGAAACUAACGAAGAAGAUGGGAGAUGUAAUUGCUAACAUGGAAGCCGGAACAGAUCUUGAGAAACGCCUGGUUGCGGAAGUUAAAGAGAGGUGGGACACAUGGGAUCUUCAAGACGAGAUACAGGGGGAUGAUGCUCUGCAGUUUGACUCGUUCUACAAUGGCUUCAUGGCACCCUACUUUGGUUGUUUCAAAUGCGACGAUACUAGGGCAGGACUAAAGGCAAUGGACAUGGAUAAUGAUGGGUUUAUCGAUUGGAACGAAUUCCUUGUCUAUCUGAAGUGGGCUAUUCACGAAUAUGACAUCAAAACUGCUGAUGAGCUGUUGUCGAUCACAUUUCGUAAAGGACUCAUUCCUGCUAUGCGUGACGAACUACGUCAGUCUUAAAAUAAGUUUUUAUACAGGAUGUCUCUGUACGUGAUGACAACUGACUCGUAAGCUAGCUAGAAAGUGAGCAAGUAGGCAACUAGCUGGAUCUAUUAUAUGUUACAGUUCAUUUUAUAUUAAAUUCAUAAUUUAUUAUCAAAACAUUCAUAUU